Molecule: messenger RNA, 1121 nt
Organism: Daldinia decipiens
Lineage: Eukaryota; Fungi; Ascomycota; Sordariomycetes; Xylariales; Hypoxylaceae
Exons: 2
Coding region: 193-798 (201 amino acids)
Source: RefSeq, a predicted model, not a curated record
CAUUGCGUCACUGCUACCAGACUUUACCGCAGUGUAUGUAUGAAUAGAUCAAGGUAUUUCCCAAAGUGCUAUUUCUAAUCUAGAAAAUAAAACACACGGAAUUACCACAAAUUGCUGGCUUAGCCUAGGUUUAUCUCAUACCGAUUAUAAUAUUUAAAAUAGAUUGAAGUGUUAGUAGUGUAUCAAUACAACAUGUCAUCUAACGACAAGAAUACAUCCCAGCAGCCCCGCGAAGAAAGCGAGGGACAGAAGGAGCAACAAGAGCAGUCAACUUCUCAGGUUGAACAAGGACAGCAACCGGCGAAAGAUCAGAACAACAGUCAGGAUCAAUCUCAACAGAAUAGUGACCAACAUAACGAAAAUGAAGCGAGGCAACGCGGCGACAAAGUAAAGGAGGACGGCGACGAGAAAGGUGAGGAGGCGAACCCUCAGGCCCAACCCAAGGCCAAACCUGAGAAGAAGAGACAGCCUCAACCGCAACCCGCCCGCGCCGAGUCGGAGAAGCCGAGUCGAUCACGACGCCGCCGCCGUAAUCAACCGGUGUGGAUGGAUGACGAUAAGGAGAACGAUCACGAAAAACAGAUGGCACCUCGUAGGCAACGUCAGCCGCCACUACAGUACCAGCCCCAACAGCAGAUACAGCAGCAGCAAAUGCAGCAAGUACAGUCGCAGCCUCAGAAGCAAGAUGGUGGGAAGAACCCGCUGAGGUUGCGGUUGGAUCUCAACCUUGAAGUGGAAGUGACAUUAAAGGCCCGGAUCCACGGUGACCUGACCUUGUCUCUCUUGGAAGGGUUAUGAGCCUGCAUCAUCUGGCUGUAAGAUGCGCAGGGGAAAUGGAGUUACGAAACGAAUCCUUCGUCAUUCUAAAUAUGCGAUAAUGAUGGUAUAUUUUAACUCUCGUGCCAAUAGCAAACGGAGACGGUGCUGCGCUUCGAUCUUCGUAGGCGUUGAGGAUAAAAGUGCUUUAGAGGGGCUGAGGGGCUAAGGGGUUAGAGAGAUUAAUAUUGUUUAUAUAAGCGAUACAAUUCUGUAAUUAUCAUGAUAUUUUAUUCUAAUAGGUAAAGAAGUAACCAGUUAUAAGAUGCUAGUUAAUAAUUUGGCCUUGUUAGUCUUGACAUUCC